This is a messenger RNA of Fomitiporia mediterranea MF3/22, 1476 nucleotides long. RefSeq names its product DEAD-domain-containing protein. Gene Ontology annotation, cellular component: cytoplasm; ribonucleoprotein complex; nucleus. Gene Ontology annotation, biological process: rRNA processing. The record is from RefSeq and is a predicted model, not a curated record. Bases 1 to 1476 code for a protein of 491 amino acids. Lineage: Eukaryota; Fungi; Basidiomycota; Agaricomycetes; Hymenochaetales; Hymenochaetaceae. Gene Ontology annotation, molecular function: RNA binding; ATP binding; RNA helicase activity. The transcript is spliced from 9 exons.
AUGAGCGCAUUGGGCGGUGGCUUGAAGAACAUCGACUGGAAUACCCAUCGUCUAGAGAAAUUUGAGAAAAAUUUCUACCGUGAAGACGAAAGGGUUAAGGCCCGCAGCGAUCGUGAAAUAGAAGAAUUCCGCAGGCUGAAAGAAAUGAAGGUCUCUGGUCGACAUGUCCCUCGCCCAGUCACUACCUUCGAAGAAGCUGGCUUCCCUGACUACAUCUUGAAGACCAUCCACGCUCAGGGCUUUACCGCCCCCUCAGCCAUCCAAUGCCAAGCAUGGCCCAUGGCUCUGAGCGGGCGCGAUGUCGUUGCCAUCGCACAGACUGGCUCGGGCAAGACGAUCUCUUUUGCCCUUCCUGCCAUGCUGCACAUCAACGCACAACCCCUUCUUAUGCCUGGCGAUGGCCCAAUCGCUCUCAUUCUCGCGCCGACCCGUGAGCUCGCUGUUCAGAUCCAACAAGAGUGCACGAAGUUCGGUUCAAAUUCAAAAAUCCGCAACACUGCCAUCUACGGUGGUGCGCCGAAGGGUCCGCAGAUUCGUGACCUUCAGCGCGGUGUAGAAAUCGUUAUCGCGACUCCUGGCCGGCUCAUCGAUAUGCUUGAGACUCAAAAGACGAAUUUACUUCGUGUUACGUAUCUCGUCAUGGACGAGGCCGACCGCAUGUUGGACAUGGGUUUCGAACCACAAAUUCGGAAAAUCGUUUCGCAGAUCCGUCCAGACAGGCAGACACUCAUGUUCAGCGCAACUUGGCCGAAGGACGUCCAGAAACUUGCUAAUGAUUUCUUGACCGACAUGAUUCAAGUGAACAUUGGUUCAAUGGAGCUGACGGCGAACCACAACAUCACUCAAAUCAUCGAAGUCUGCACUGACUUUGAGAAGCGUAACAAGCUUGUCAAGCACCUUGACUACAUCAGCACGCAGAAUGCGAAAGUACUCAUUUUCACAGCGACAAAACGUGUCGCCGACGACAUCACGAAAUAUUUGCGCCAAGAUGGUUGGCCUGCACUCGCUAUUCACGGUGACAAGGAACAGCGUGAGCGUGACUGGGUACUCGGAGAGUUUAAAGGCGGUCGUUCCCCUAUCUUAAUUGCUACGGACGUAGCAUCUAGGGGUCUCGAUGUGAAGGAUGUCGGAUUUGUGAUCAACUACGACUUCCCGAACAAUUGUGAGGACUACAUCCACCGCAUCGGCCGUACAGGACGUGCGGGUCAGAAGGGUAUUGCAUACACGUUCUUUACGACAGAGAAUGCGAAAUCUGCACGAGAACUCGUGACGAUUUUGAAAGAAGCCAAAGCAGAAGUUCCGCCGCAGCUGCAGGAAAUGGUGCAGUUUGGUGGAGGAGGCGGUGGCCGAGGCCGCUUCGGAGGCGGGCGAGGACGCGGUGGGGGAGGUAACCGCGGAUAUGGAGGAGGAGGUGGUGGAGGAUACGGAGGCAAUGACUCUGGUUGGGGUGGCCGCGGAGGCGGGGACCGGUGGUAA